AUGUUGUCACAGUCAAUCAGACCAUCGUAUAGAGCUCUCUCGCAACUUCAUCUCCUGCAAGCAUCAGCUGCAAGCCAGGCUCGUCAAGCUAGCUCAAACUCUAAAUCUGGAUCUUCGAAUAACCAACAGCAGGAUAGUCAGAAGGAAACAGUCCCACAAGCUGAUUUUGAGCAGCCGCAAAAGAGGCGCAAGACCCAAGCCGAAUUGGAUGACGAGCUUCGUCAGAAAAUGGCUGGCAUGGCUGGUGAUGGCGGCGAUGCUGGUGUCGAAUUCGAGGAUGGUCAGCCUGUCUCCAUGAAGAGAUCAGUCAAGAACAACAUGUUUCGCUACAUCUGA
This is a messenger RNA of Aureobasidium subglaciale EXF-2481, 336 nucleotides long. RefSeq lists its product as uncharacterized. The coding region runs from base 1 to 336 and encodes 111 amino acids. The record is from RefSeq and is a predicted model, not a curated record. The transcript has 2 exons. NCBI's taxonomy places the organism in Eukaryota, Fungi, Ascomycota, Dothideomycetes, Dothideales, Saccotheciaceae.